Molecule: messenger RNA, 261 nt
Organism: Gryllus bimaculatus (two-spotted cricket)
Lineage: Eukaryota; Metazoa; Arthropoda; Insecta; Orthoptera; Gryllidae
Source: the annotation of a GenBank genome assembly
AUGGGUAAACGAUAUGACUCGAUGGCAGCGCCGGUGGUUCGUGCUGUACGACGACGGGGAGCUCAGCUACUCUGUGGACGAGCACGUGAGUACCUUCCCUUACCAUUAGACUUCCCAGAAGGAAACGCACGAGCCAUGCGCGGUACGAACGUGGCUGAGGGAGGUGGUUUACAUCUUUCCUGUGCAGGAUGUCCACUGGAUGAUGGUAGGAGUGAUGAUGAGAUGAUGGAGAUAUCUAUUGAACCAGUCAACGAAUUUUGA